Molecule: messenger RNA, 5920 nt
Organism: Opisthorchis viverrini
Lineage: Eukaryota; Metazoa; Platyhelminthes; Trematoda; Opisthorchiida; Opisthorchiidae
Exons: 26
Coding region: 48-5633 (1861 amino acids)
Biological process (GO): rRNA catabolic process; nuclear-transcribed mRNA catabolic process
Cellular component (GO): nucleus
Molecular function (GO): RNA binding; 5'-3' RNA exonuclease activity
Source: RefSeq, a predicted model, not a curated record
GUCAAGGUCGCGGGUUGGUUGGGUUUUUGGGGUGCUGGUCAACGAAGAUGGGUGUCCCGAAGUUUUUUCGGUGGAUUAGUGCCCGCUAUCCGUGUAUAAAUGUUGUGAUCCAAGAUGAUCAAGUUCCGACUAUUGAUCACUUCUUUCUGGAUAUGAAUGGUAUACUACAUACCUGCUCACAUCCAGAUGGUAACCCAAAUUCAAUGCCAGAGGAUGUCAUUUUCCAGAAUAUAAAGAAUUACACUCAGUAUCUUGUCCAGUUAAUCAGGCCUCGUAAAACGCUGUUUCUGGCUGUCGAUGGUGUUGCUCCUCGAGCUAAAAUGACACAACAGCGAGCAAGACGUUUUCAGUCAGCACAGGAAGCGCGCAAGACCAAGGCGGACGCGCAGAAACGGGGUCACGCAACGAGUGUUGAGUUGUUUGACCCGUGCGUCAUUUCUCCUGGCACUGAAUUUAUGGAGCGCUUGCACAAUGUCCUCAAGGAAUUUGUGAAAGAGCAGGCUAAUCAGAAUGAGGCAUGGAAGCACAUCGAUAUUAUUUUGUCUGGACACGAUUGCCCGGGUGAAGGCGAGCACAAGAUCCGUGAAUACAUGUCAUUCAAACGGCACCAGCCUGACUACUGUCCGAACGAGCGCUAUUGCAUCUAUGGAAUGGACGCAGACUUAAUUUUUCUGGGUCUAACAACACAUGAACUCAAUAUGUGCAUCCUACGGGAGAACGUUGUGAAAACCAAGACAUGUGUGGCAGAUCAAUUACCCUUCUGCGUGACGUACCUUUCUGUUCUGCGUGAAUACAUUGAUUGUGAAUUUGAAGCACUGAAAAACUCUUUGCCGUUCCCCUACGAUUUGGAACGUAUUGUGGACGACUGGAUUUUCAUGGCUUUCCUUUUGGGCAAUGACUUCAUACCCCACAUACCCAAUUUGCACAUUCAUGCCGAGUCGCUCUUGGUUUUGUGGGACACCUACCAUGUUGUGUUGCCCCAACUGGAUGGUUAUCUUGUAGAGUAUGGGCGCUUGAAUUUGCCGCGAUUUCAUCGCUAUAUCGAAGAAUUGUCAAAAUUUGAACAGUCCUGGUUUGAAGAACGAGAAGCUGAUUAUCGUUGGAUGCGUGGAAAGCGUGGGGCGCAAAUGGCUCGAGAGUUGGCAACGCUUGGUGAUACAGUUGGGUCGACUGAACAGAACCAGGUGAACACUACCUCUAACCCUUCUAAAGAACCCUCUUCCAACUCAUCCGACUCGAAACCCAGGAAAUCAAUCGAAAAUGAAUUGUCAUCACUGACCGCCUUAACCAGUUUGUUCGCUGCAGACGAUCUAUUUCAUGGGGAAUUUCUCGAUGAGACUGAAGAGCUGCUUGCUGAAGGUGUCAUCUCCCACAUUCCAUCUGCUCAAAAGAUUAAGCCUCAAAACAAUCUAAUCACAUCUCAACUUGUUGAUGCUGAUCAACUGUUGUCUUCCUCUAGCAGUGUCGAAGAUGACACAGAACUACUGAGUGACGAGGAUGAACUCGUCUACAGAAUGCAUCGUCGUGACUACUAUUGGACCAAGCUGUCCAUUCCGAUUGGGUCUGAGGAGGAGCUGAAACGACGUCUGAUGCCUCUGGUAACAGACUACGUCCGAAUGUUACAGUGGAUCCUGAGCUACUAUUUUCUUCGUGUUGCUGAUUGGAACUUUUACUACGCAUAUCACUAUGCCCCUUUCGCCUGCGACCUGUUGCUUUACACAGCCCAGUUCGCGAACGGUCAGCUGGGAAGUUCGUCAGACAAUGAGGACCUAUCAUGGACCAAGUUCGAUUUCGACUCCCAGCCGGUGUUACCAUUCGUGCAGCAGAUGAUGAUCAUGCCAGCGGAUGGUGCAUACAUUGUCCCACAAGUCUUUCGUUCUCUGAUGACCUCAUCUGAAUCACCUUUGGCCCCGUUUUUCCCGGAAACGUUCGCCACGGAUAUUAAUGGAAAAAUCGCUUCGUGGGAGGCGGUUGUUCUGAUUCCUUUCAUUGACGAGAAAGUUCUGUUGAAAGCGAUGGAACCACUGAACAAAGGUUUGACUGCGGCAGAACAGAAAAGGAAUCAGCACAAGUCCCAUUUGUUCUUUCCUGCCUGCCCACCGGACCCCUGCGGGUGUCCCAAAAUAUCUGUGGUUCAGUUCGCGCAUGCGUACUUUCGUGAACAUGCCCUGUGGACCGUUGCAGAAAUGCAAAGUUUCUACAAUCGUCUGGAGCGUGCAAUCAGCACGGAUUUCCCGAGCCUUUUCCGACUUCCGUUUACUACAGCUCUCCGUCAUAUCCCCGUUCACAUAUUUGAAACUCCAAGUAAACUUCAAAGCCUGACCUUAUGUGUCAAGCGAUGUAAAGAGCUUGCGGGCAUCUCGAUGGAACAGUUGGCCAAUCGACUAUUGGGACAUCCAAUUCGCGUACGUUGGCCUCAUUGUGCUGUCGUCAUGCCCGUACGGAUCAUGAACCAAAGCGAAGUCUGGGAACUUCAGGAUUUCAACAUGUUUCCUGUUCAUCCGUCGGUCACCCGAACAAAGAAAAAUGAUAAACCUAUUGCCAAGCUUACCCGUUCAGUACGAGGUGAUCCGAAUACUUUGCCACAAGACCCGUUGAAACAGCCGUCCGAAGUAAACUGGUUUCUAAGCAGAGUGGAAGAGUUACGACGGUUUUUGAAGAAUCGUCGCGCCAUUUUGCUGUCAGAUGAAAAUACCGACGAUGAACUGGUCAACAGCGAUUCCCCUCCAGUUUUGAUCUUCUCACGCAAAUUGGAAGGCUGGUCUGUCAAGCCAUCCAAUCCAGCAAAUUCGAAGCAUAGUGGUGACCCACAGUUCCACCUCGUCCCGAAUUUCGUGAGAUCACGUGCGAACAAUGGGAAUCAGUUGGAUCUCUCGGCGGUCACACUAGGGAUUGGAAGCAGUUGGUCUGCCGCAUUCCAUCCAGGUCGUGCGAGGAAAACCAAGCAUGCUGUCGUCGUUCCCGCAAUGAGACCGGAACCGGCGCACGGGAACUGUGACGGACUGGACUUGGACCUGCUCGAUCUGGUUGUCCCUGGUGGUCUUCCGCCUCCAGCGCUCCUCACGCACAUUAAGGCGGAUUGGGAUGGUGAUCAACGCUUGUCUCUCCUCUCCGUGUUUCAUGUGGGGCAGUUGGUGUUUGUCCAAACACCGCCACACACAGGUCGUGUGGGCGAGGUCGUUGGUGUACGGGUCGCACAUGGUUCGGUCACCGUGCGGUUGUAUCCGCAAGCCAGCAGCCACCCCAUAGACCUGGCUCCGCUACGUAAGAAGUUGUCGGAAACAAGAACUUCUUGUUACAUGCCCACUUCGCAGUUAGCUGCUGCCAUAGGUCUUCAUCCGGCCGCUGUAGCUCGUCUCACGGGAACCGUCUUGGUAAGCACUAUCAACAAAGACACGACUGACGAUUCGCAAGCGGCCGCUGUUAAAAACACAGACCAGGUGGACAAUGCUGCAGCAGCCAACGAAGUAAAUUCAUGUGACAAUACAUCUGCAUCAAAGAAAAUGAAGGACACCCAAGAUCGCAAGUAUUUGUGGAAUAUUGGUUUGAACCUCCGCCGUAACAAAACACGUGCACAGGUUUUAGGAUGGUCUCGAUUUUGUCCGGAUCGUUCAUCCUGGGUGUUCUCAAACUGUACGGCCGAUUCUCUGUUGGCCUACUGUAAUGAAUUCCCCAAACUCUGGUCCCUGGUAGAAGCUCACAGUGAAAAUACUCGCAGUGGAGGACCAAUAAUGUGUGAUCUGCCCCGCGGCGAGCUGGACGCAGCAGUGGAAUUCCUUGAACAAUCUGGAUGUCGUUCCGCAGCUGUGGUCCCAGCCGACGGUAGCUAUUUGGAUUGCGAUUUUAUCAAACACAUUCGGACCAUCGUAUAUCCAGAUGUAACUGACGGCGAUGGCGAGACUGUCAGAGCUAGUCAUGUCUAUCAGCCACUAGACAGGAAAGCUUGGCAAAAGUCUCAUGCCAUACACUGUACGCCGGAAAGUUUGUUUGUGCCUGUGAAUGGUUCUCGUAGUCUUUAUCCGUCAAGCGAUGGAGCCUCACAUAAAUUUUCAAUGAAUAAUUUCUGCCUUUUGGAUCGUGUGACGUUCUGCAAACAUGGUCAAACGGUUCCCAUAGGACUGUGUGGUACGGUUAUUGGUGUCAGCCCCAAUGGCCUCUUUCAAACCGUUGAAGUGAUGUUCGAUAAAGAGUUUCCGGGUGCAGUUGAUAUCAGGGGUUCUGGGCCAUGUUGUGCGGUACUCGCAUCCACAAGUCUUCUCAAGGUGGUUCAAGAACAAAUUCCUCCGAAACCUAAACUUCAGUCCAACUCUGGAUGUACACCGACACCUACGAAUGCGAACAACAAUAACCCCACUGGCCGUUUUUCCAGAUCCUUUGUUACUCAACCAAAUCGUGCUAACUUGGAUCCUCCGCAACAGUCCAAACCUUGGCCGAAACCGAAGAGUCGGAAACGGCACUCGAGCAAGACACCGUCAGCGAACACACCUGCAGCGGACUUUGAACCAACAUCACAGAAUCAUAUGACAACUGACUUCAAAGCGGAAAUUGAAGAACUAAAUGCCUUGUUGUUUGCCCAUAAGAUUCACGGACUGACUGCAGAUGCGCCCGCUCUGUGUACUGAAAACAUCCCUUCCAGCUGGGUAGAGGACACCCCAGCCUACAGCUACGACGAUAUGAACAAAUCAGAAACUGGAUUCCGGCGGUCCUCUGUUAACUGCCUACCUAGUCCACCAGAAUUGCCCUUGCCACCGGAUUCGUGGGCUACGGAUGCCUCUGAGUUACAGUUGCAGGUAGAUGAAUUGUUCCCAACGGUUGCACCGUCUACAUCAGAAAUUGAUCCAACAGACAAAGUGGGCAAGAAAAAGAAAAAGAAGUCUGGUAUCACAUCCCAACAGAAGAAGCCCUUGCAAAAGCAGUUCUGUUCGACUGAAAAUCUGAGUAGAUAUGACCGUGCCUCACCAUAUCCACCGCCGCCAGUAGCUGUCCAAGAUCCAAACGGAUUCGAGUCGUUUUGUGGACAGCCAGUCUUCCCAGCUACUCCUGUUGGCUUGUUUCAUCCUCAGGGUUACCCUUUGCGACCUACUCAAUGGCAACCAGAUCCAUCUGGUUGGGCGCAACCUUGUUUUGGCUCUGGAUUCGACCCGAGACAACAACUGUCAUUUGUUGCGCCUCGUCCGUGUGGGAACCCUCCUUACAUACCACAGCGCCCCGCUGCGGAUUAUCUCUCAUAUGGCGAGCGAGCUGGGACACGUGUACCCUGUGGUCCUCGUGCCAUCCCUACCUGGUCCUAUCCGAGACAACCUCAUCCCUCGGGUUAUUUCGGUCCUGGGCCUCCACCACAGCAUCUGGAGAAUGGAGUCCCUCUCCAACACCAGUACUAUCGUGAUUACUACGGCGACGCUUAUAUGUACCGUCCACUUUACACAAAUCCCUGUCUCGCACCACCCGCCCCUUGUCCUCCAGAACGUCCUCGUUUUUUUCCUGCACGACCUUCAAACUUCUCAGGACGAGCUUCACAACCGACAUUUAAAACUCCAGAACCAGCAUCCGGUUCUGCUGGUCCAAGAGCGGCGGACGCGAAGAAAAUGUUUAUGCCCCCGCAGGUUGCCAAGCAUUCAAAGAAGAAGUCUUGAGGUCUCAUUUCCGAACAUUCAUCCUGUUGAAUUUCUUCCCGUUUGACUAAAUUGAUUCUUCGAUUGAUUGAGCUGUUUCCCCCUUCAUAUUGUGCGGGGCGCACAUCCUCAUUAUUUUGUUGGAUUUGGCCGUCCAAUCCUUUUCACUGUCCCCCUAUAUCCAUCAGUUUUUACAUUUCUCUCUUAGUAUCAUUGUCGAGGCUCUUUGUCCCGUUUCCUGUUUGAAUUGGCGACAUACAUUUUUUAUAGAUAAUCUCUGUCUACGUGGCACGCAAAUGUCAUAUAAC